AUGCCACCCAAUAAAAGAAAGAACAAAAAGAAAGUCCCGAAACCAAAAAAGUCGUCAGGCUUCGAAUUUUUAAAGCCAACAGUCCCAAAAACAAUACUUUCACCAAAUGGACAGGCUAAUAUGGAGAGUCAGGAAGCAUGUCUUCAUUUAUUCACAAUGGUCGUUUGUGGAAUCAAUUGGAAAAUGAGAAUGUUUCAAGACAAAGAUGGAACGGCAAGUAUCCAACAUAAGCUGAUGGAGCCUUUCAAAAUCGCUCUCUCCGUGGUCCAACGGGACAUUGCAACACUUCAAAAACUCCCUUCCUAUCCUCCAAACCCUUCAGAAAACGUGUCAAAAACGCUUCUAGAAAACCACGAUAGCCUAGAAAUGAUCCCAACCCAAAAAUACUACAAGAUCUGCAACGAAUACACACUGGCUCCAUAUGAUCCAGGAGUUGCGGAGAGUACUGUAUGGGAGACUCAAUUAUAUUUGAUCACUGGAUGGAUGAUGAUGUUUUUGCAAUCCGAGUGGAGAUCCAAUGAGCAAGUCUGCGAGAAACUUUGUGAAGCGAUGAUGGAUCGAGUGCCAGAGAAAAAACCAAAUAGUCUACCCCUGCCAACGACUCCAAUCACAAGACUCGGUCCAAAUGAAGAACUGAUAAUGGAGGGAAGUGAAGCCGCAUUUCAUACAUGUACCCUACUGCUUUGUGGAAUUAAUUGGAAGAGAAUUAGUGAGAAUGUUGACGAAUUGGAGUAUUACAAUUUUAGAAAUACCUUGUAUGAAAUUGUGACCAAGUAUUUGGAGCCUGGAGUGGCCAACCCAGUAAAAUACCAUGAAGUUGUCAAAAAUCUGCUACCCCUUCAAAAAGGCGAAUGGUACAAACACCUCCCAAAGGAGGAUCUCAACGAGACCCUCCUAGAGCAUCUGGACUCUUUCGAUGAGAUUCCAGCACAGAAACUUCGAGACAUGUGCCUGAAAUUUGGGGUUCGAGAGCCCCUGGAGCCACCGAAUGAAUCGGGAAAUUAUCUUGUGUGGAACGCCAGAAAACACCUUCUGAAAUCUUGGUUUGCAUUGUUAUUCUACGAUCAGCCACUAUUUCGGGAAGUGUUGAAUGUUGCGAUUCAGAAUCGAUCUCCAUGUAAAUGCUGCCAAGAGAGCCAACAACUGAAGCAUCAGGAAACCGAUGCUCAACUAGUUGCCAAUAAUAAUCAAUCGAUAAUUUAUGCAACAACUCCCAUCACCACAAUCAAUGAGGAAGGAGAAAAAGUGAUGAGUGUACAUGAGGCUGUAUUCUUUACUGUCAUUUCGGUGGUUUGUGGAAUCAACUGGAACGAAAUUGAGGAUGAAGAGAGGAAGGAAGCAUUCAAAGAAGAUUUGUUGGCAAUAUUGGAAGGGUAUCUGGAUUUGGAGAAUGGAACCUCCAUCUCUCUCCGUGACGUACUCAAAAACAUAAUUCAACUAAAACAGGACCCAUUUUAUGAGAAACUUGACAAAACCAAAGUGUCCGAGGCCCUUCUAGAAGAUCGCCGACAAAACGAAUGGGUCGCACCGCCAAACUACGUGGAGGCCUUCAGGAAAUUUGGACUGAGCAAUUUGGGAGCAACCACCAAUGAAUUUCAUACUGUAGGAGAAUUACGGGCGACACUUAUGAUAUCCUGGUACCAAGCGAUGUUUGAUGAUGGGGUGGAAAGAAGGGAACUGCAAAAUGCGUUUUGCUCGAAUGUUCUGUGGAGAUUGCCAUCGGAUAGACGUCCUAGUCAUCAGCAAUAUUUGGAUGCGCUUAUGGGUAACCUCAGUAUGGAUGAUAUCUAA
Molecule: messenger RNA, 1791 nt
Organism: Caenorhabditis briggsae
Lineage: Eukaryota; Metazoa; Nematoda; Chromadorea; Rhabditida; Rhabditidae
Exons: 7
Coding region: 1-1791 (596 amino acids)
Source: RefSeq, a predicted model, not a curated record